AUUAUUUAAUAAAUCAAUAAAUUGUUUCAUACAGUAAUCUUUUGUUGAUCUCAUUAGCUCUCCAUUGCUCGUUUGAAUUUUGUUUUGAAUUUCUGAUAAGCGCGCCAAACAAAAUGGCAUUUGUAAGUAAAACUAUGCCGUGUACUCGAAGUAUUUUAACAUCUUUAUACAGUAAAUAUAGUGUUUGUUUAUCAAAUCAAGUGGUAAUUGCAAGGAAACAUCAUUGUGCUACUGGAGAUAAUGAUAAACAUCAUGACAUUAUUAUUGCCGGAGGUGGAAUGGUUGGAACAACUUUGGCUGUUGCUUUAGCUAAUAAUAGAACGUUAGAAUCUCAAAAGAUUUUAUUACUGGAAAGUGGAAAUAAAUAUGAAUUUAAACAAACCGAAAAAUAUUCUAAUCGAGUUGUCGCAUUGAAUCAACAAACACGUACAUUACUAUCAAGUAUAGGAGCAUGGAAACACAUAGAAGCUGUUCGUUAUUCUCCAGUUCGAAAAAUGCAGGUAUGGGAUGCCUGUUCAGAUGCCAUGAUAACAUUUAAUGAAGAUCAAUUGUCUGAGGAUAUAGCGUAUAUUGUCGAAAAUGAUUUAUUAUUACAUGCAGUCAAUAAACAACUAGAAGAAAAGCCAUCUGUUCACGUUAUUUAUAAUGCCAAAGUUGAAGGUAUUACUUUGCCAAAAACAAUCGACAAUGAUGUUAAAAUAAAAUUAGAGAAUGGUGAAGAAUUUACAUCGAAAUUACUGAUUGGGGCGGAUGGAGUGACUUCUCGUGUACGCCAAGCAAUGAAUGUACAAUAUGUCAAGUGGGAUUAUGAUCAAAUGGGAAUCGUUGCAACUGUUGAACUGUCAGAGCCAACAGAAAAUGUUGUAGCUUGGCAAAGAUUUUUACCAACAGGUCCAGUAGCAUUAUUACCGCUUACAAGCACUUUGAGCUCCCUCGUUUGGUCUAUAACAACAAAAGAAGCUAAACGUCUAUUAAAAGUACCUGAAGAGGAAUUUGUUGACGAAUUAAAUAGGGCGCUGUGGAAAGUAUAUCCGAAGAAUAAUCUUGUUGAAAGUGGUAUGAAGGCAUUGCAACAAUUACUUGAACAAUUUUCCCUUCAAACUGGUGUAUCUAGACAACUACAGCCUUCUGUACUGAAAAUUGUUGAAGGAUCUCGAGCUGCUUUUCCUUUGGGAUUUGGACACUCUGCCUCUUAUGUUGCGAAUAGGGUUGCUCUUAUUGGUGAUGCAGCUCACCGUGUUCAUCCAUUAGCUGGCCAAGGUGUCAAUCUUGGAUUCGGUGAUGUUUGUUUAUUAGUUAAAUUACUUGAAGAAACUUUGAGAGAUGGAAGUAUUCUAGGAGAUAUUCAGUACUUGUCCAAAUACGAAACAUUAAGGCAAAGACAUAACGUUCCAACUAUGUUAGCUAUUGAUGCUUUACACAGAUUGUAUAAAGGAACUGCUCCACCAAUAAUCCUUGCUAGAAGUUUAGGAUUACAAUUAAUUAACGCCAUUGGUCCAGUAAAGAAAAUACUAAUGAAUCAUGCAUCAGACUCACGAAUAAUUCAAUAAGAGAGAUAUAAUGAUUUAAUUAUUUAUAUCAACUUUUUGCAAAUAAAUGAAAAUGCAAAGUUUU
Messenger RNA from Cotesia glomerata, 1614 nucleotides. RefSeq names its product ubiquinone biosynthesis monooxygenase COQ6, mitochondrial (gene Coq6). Gene Ontology annotation, cellular component: mitochondrion. Gene Ontology annotation, molecular function: oxidoreductase activity, acting on paired donors, with incorporation or reduction of molecular oxygen, NAD(P)H as one donor, and incorporation of one atom of oxygen; FAD binding; 2-octaprenyl-6-methoxyphenol hydroxylase activity. The transcript is spliced from 8 exons. Lineage: Eukaryota; Metazoa; Arthropoda; Insecta; Hymenoptera; Braconidae. Bases 114 to 1550 code for a protein of 478 amino acids. The record is from RefSeq and is a predicted model, not a curated record. Gene Ontology annotation, biological process: ubiquinone biosynthetic process.